UGCACAUAUUAGACAAGAUACAAAAAAAGAGGGAAUUAUACAUUCUGAUUAUCAACACCAUUGGAAUCUUGUUCAUUUUACUCUUAUUAUAUUCCAUAGUUAAACGAUUAUCAUUUUAAGAUCAUUGGGAAAAAUGCGUUUAUAUUUAACUUUAUUUGCUUUAUGUACAUCGUAUCUUGUAUUCGGUCAAGAAGAUUAUACUAAACCUGAUGAUGAAUCGGAUGAAGAUCCUUGUGAAAACGUAAAAUGUAAAUUGGGUGAAAUGUGCAAAGAUGGCAAAUGUAACUGUUUGGAUAGUUGUCCAUCUGAAUGGAAUAGUUAUAAUCGACAAUUAUGUGUAGAUGGUGUCACAUAUAGACAUGAAUGUGAUCUAUGGAGAAAUCAAUGUUAUUGUCGAUCAGGUGAUUCAAGAUGUGGAAGUGAUCAAUUCAGUAAUCAUAGAGCAAAUGAAAAUUCUGCAAUAAAAUAUUAUGAUGAAUGUCGUGAUCUUAGCGGUUUAUGCGAUUGGGAUCAGAAUGAAAGUACAUUUUCUCUUCGACUUGGAAUGUGGUUUCAAGAGUUGUUACGUCAAAAAUGGUCUUCUGCUUCUUGGUCAAAUGAUGAUGAUAGUCUACUUCGUCCAAUGGAUGCUAAAGCAAGAAGUACUACAAGUAAAUUAGUAUCACAAAGUUCACCUCAUGAAAGAGUUAAUGGUGCUGUGAUUAGUUAUUGGUUUUGUGAACUUGAUCGAAGGAAUAGAGGAUCAUUACAACAAGAUGAUUUGAACUACUUAUAUCAAUUGUUAUUACCUUCAACACCAUGUUUAGAAGUAUUUAUUAAUCGAUGUUCCGGUUCUGGUGGAAUAUCAUUUGAUCAAUGGCAUAAUUGUUUUGAUAUUCCUCAAGAAGAACGUGUUCAAUGUAACGAAUUCAAAUAAACAAUUUGUAAUAUUGAUCAUUGAAUGAGAGAAAAAAAAUAAGAGAAAACUGUUUACAUAGAAACAAACAAACAUAAAUGCAACACAUUUUUUUGUUUUUUUGGAUGGGGGUGGAUUCUAAGGAACUUAAUUAUGAUUGUGGAAAAGCAAAUCUGUUAUUUUCCCAAAUGUAAACAAUUGUAUACAA
Messenger RNA from Schistosoma intercalatum, 1103 nucleotides. The record is from the annotation of a GenBank genome assembly. NCBI's taxonomy places the organism in Eukaryota, Metazoa, Platyhelminthes, Trematoda, Strigeidida, Schistosomatidae.